CUCGAUCGCUCUCCUUGAAGCCUAUAAAAGCCCACCCUUGCACUUCAAACCCAAUAUCCUCACAACUACUUCUAUAACUUUUCUACUAUAUAUCUACCGAAUACCUACAAUUAGGGUUUGGGAUAUGGCUUCCAAAAGCUCUGCCUCUCUUGCUCUCUUUUUCUCCCUCAAUCUUCUCUUCUUUGCACUUGUCACUGCAUGUGGCACAUGCCCUAGUCCGAAGCCAAAACCAAAGCCGAAGCCAAAGCCCAGCCCCACCCCUUCCCAGGCCUCGUGCCCUAGGGAUGCCCUCAAACUAGGAGUAUGUGCUGAUCUGCUCGGUAGUUUGCUUAACGUUACCGUCGGCAGCCCUCCGGUAACUCCCUGCUGCACUCUCAUACAGGGCCUUGCUGACCUUGAGGCAGCUGUCUGUCUUUGCACUGCCAUCAAAGCUAAUAUACUGGGCAUCAACCUCAACAUCCCACUUUCCCUCAGCUUGCUUCUCAAUGUUUGUUCAAAGAACGUUCCAUCUGGGUUCAAGUGUGCCUAGAAAGUGAAAAUUUGAUCAUUUCUCGUCGAACUAUGGCUUUCCCUGGCUUUCAACUAUAAUAAUCUAUUGUAAUUCAUGUGUGUGGUAAGUAGGAAAUAUUGCUCGUUUUCCUUGUUAUAGCGGUUUUUGGAUUUCCGUGUGAUCCUGUCAAUAUGGGUGAUUAUGAAUAAGUAUUCAUACUGAUGUUUGCUUGUGUAAUUCUAUGGGAAAUGGAAAAACAUUUAUCUUU
Messenger RNA from Juglans microcarpa x Juglans regia, 758 nucleotides. Its product is annotated as 14 kDa proline-rich protein DC2.15-like. The record is from RefSeq and is a predicted model, not a curated record. Bases 125 to 529 code for a protein of 134 amino acids. The transcript has a single exon. Lineage: Eukaryota; Viridiplantae; Streptophyta; Magnoliopsida; Fagales; Juglandaceae.